GCUUCAGGGACAGGGAAGUGCUAGCAGCUUUGGCUCACAGGUCAGCAGGAAUUUUAGCACAGCAGCAAGCUAGUGUUUGGACCACCCCUCCGUGUUUUUUUUUUCCUUCUGAUGCAGGAGACUAUUUAAUUGGGAGCUGACAGUCAAACUUCAGCUUCAACGGCUGCAGUCUAUAGUAGCUGUGUAACCAAUAACUCAUUUUUUUCCUUCUCUCUUCAUUCACUCACUCUCCACAAUGAAGGUACUGCUGAGUCUGAUUGUUCUGCUCUCUGUUUUGCUGUUUGUUAGUUCAGCUCCUCCAACUUGCUACUCAAGGAUUCUGUCUUUGAGCAAAGAAAUCACUGAAUCCUUCAAGUCCUUGAAGAACUCCAAGCCUGUGGACCCGUGUGUAGAGACAUUGCCCAACCUCUACUUGGAUGUACAUAAUUAUUGUGUGUUGGCCAAACUCCGUAACUUUGUGGCACAGCCCAGAUGUCAGCGAGUUCCUCAACUGAGUACUUUGAAGGAAAAAGCCAGGAGCUUGUACACCAUUAUGAUCUCUUACUGCAGAAGGGACUUGGUCUUCCUGACAGAUGACUGUUACGCUUUGGAAAGCCCCGUUCUCACUCCCACUGAUCCAUCCAGCACUUACAGCUAAAACAGUCAGCCCAAAGGAAUUACCUAGGACAUUUUUAAGGAGGCCAAGAGCCAAAAAAAGAAAAAAAAAUGCAUCAGCUACAACAUUAGCAACCUUGUCUUUUUCAAGUACACUAGCAGUAUUAUCUCAGACCUACCUAUGUUUCUCAGCCACGGCAGGAAAUGAACUGCAUGCCUUACAUACCUACCAAGCUGCUAGCAAAACUAUGGUUAGAGUGCAUUUUAUUCGUUUGGCAGUUUACCUUGUUUCAGUUUAGCCAAAUGUACAAUGCAUGUUUUAUGUCAACAUCACAAGGUAAAUGUUAGAGUUAUUGUUCUUUUAUACGAAUCUAGAAAUUCAUAA
Messenger RNA from Gavialis gangeticus (Gharial), 979 nucleotides. It is a transcript of the gene CYTL1, whose product is annotated as cytokine like 1. The transcript has 4 exons. The record is from RefSeq and is a predicted model, not a curated record. Lineage: Eukaryota; Metazoa; Chordata; Crocodylia; Gavialidae. The coding region runs from base 236 to 637 and encodes 133 amino acids. Gene Ontology annotation, biological process: positive regulation of transcription by RNA polymerase II.